This is a messenger RNA of Haliotis rufescens (red abalone), 7946 nucleotides long. Its product is annotated as calcium uniporter protein, mitochondrial-like. Gene Ontology annotation, molecular function: calcium channel activity; uniporter activity. Bases 85 to 1110 code for a protein of 341 amino acids. The transcript is spliced from 7 exons. The record is from RefSeq and is a predicted model, not a curated record. Lineage: Eukaryota; Metazoa; Mollusca; Gastropoda; Lepetellida; Haliotidae. Gene Ontology annotation, biological process: calcium import into the mitochondrion; mitochondrial calcium ion homeostasis. Gene Ontology annotation, cellular component: mitochondrial inner membrane; uniplex complex.
CGGUUUCGUCUGACGGCCGAGCAAUCCCAAUGUGGUCCAGACAGCAUUGCUUGUCGUCACGACGAUAGUACCUCUCCAAAGUUUAUGUCAAUAAUGGCGACUUCCCCACUCACGCUGUUGCUGAGGCGAAAUAUAGGAAAACAUUUCGUACGGAAAAAAGUGCGACCUUUACUAAGCAACUUCAGGGAAAGCAGCCAAAUAGGAGACCAUAGCUGCCCCUGUUACUUCUACUGUACCCAAGUGUUAUUCAGGAAUGAUGUAACUGUCAAGUACUCUGACGGCCUUCCAGUCCUCUCAGUGCCUUUACCGUCUCGUCGGGAGACCUGUGAAUUCACCCUCAAACCCAUCACCCACACAGUGGGGGAUUUCCUGCGCUUCCUCCGAGAAGAGGAUGGAGGCAUUGACAGAGCCUCAGUAUACACACAAGAUGGCAGUCGAGUGGCGAGGUCCACGACCAUUGAUAUAUUGUUACGCUCGGACUUCAAGCUGAUCAUCAAUGAGGAGCAGUUUACAGUCAGCCCACCAGAAACACGCCCCUUGGUAAAUGAGGAUGCUGUGAUGUUGUCGGACGUGAAGGCGUUGAUAUCCACCCUGUUCUCCACCCUGAAUGUGGAGCAGUAUCAGCUGGAGCGGGAGAAGGAGCUGCAGCAGCAACUGGAGGACCUUAAAGUGCAGCUGGCUCCUCUAGAACGGGUUAAACAAGAUCUGGCUAUGAAGUCGACUAACUACACGUCGAAGCUGACAUGGCUGGGCCUGGGUUUGAUGGGGCUUCAGUUCGGCAUUCUUGCCCGACUCACUUGGUGGGAGUACUCCUGGGACAUCAUGGAGCCGGUGACCUACUUCGUCACAUACGGAACCACCAUGGCCAUGUAUGCUUACUUUGUCGUCACAAAACAGGACUACAGUUUCCCUGAUAUAAGAGAUCGCCAAUUCUUGUUGAAGUUCUACAAGCAAGCCAAGAAGCAGAAUCUAGAUGUUCAUAAGUACAACGAAUUGCGUGACGCUGUCUCGCAAGUUGAACACGACCUCCGCCGCCUUCGUGACCCCCUGCAGCUACACCUACCCAUCACAGAGCUAGAGAAGGUCAAGUUCAAACAAGAAACAGCAUAAGCACUGGCACAGUUGUUGCUGUAGUAUAGUGCACUGCAGAGGGUAGUUGGAGUCAGGGUUGUCCAUACCAGGAAGGUGGGACGUAUUUGUCAUAUUCACCGGAAUUAUUGGGAAUAGAGAAACUGUUAUGCCAUGAGAACAAAAGACUUUGUCUGAAAGGGUUUACUGACUGUCCAGGGCCCGCUUCCAUGAAGUGAUCUUAGUGCUUUGUCUUUCUUAACUCGUUGUUUGAGUAUGGGGUUACGUCUCUGGUAAUGGAUGCUCACUGAAAGAUGCCCAUGACCAAUGACAUAUUAGAGCAGGAGUUGGAAUUGUUCAGGCCUAAGAUUGAAUUAAAGAACAGGGUCUUAUCCCUGUGUUAGGGAAUGAAAGCUGUUUUAGAUGUUGACAGAAGACAAGUUUGAGCAAUAAGAUUAAACGGUGUUUGGUACUGGUUGCAAUAGUUGUAGCACUAAGGUAGGUUUGAGGAACAGGCCCAUCUCCUUUAUGAGUCAUAUAUGGCACACCUGGGAAAAACUCUCUGGUUGGAGAAAAAAUCAGUACAGGGCAAGGUGGUGGGAAUUCUUUCGAAUACUUGCCAGGACACGAGUCAGUGCCGGAACAUGAGUCAGUGCCAGGAACAUCAGUUAUCAUAAAGCUCUGGGCCAGAGUCCACAAAGCGAUCUUAGCGCUAUGACGAUCAUAACUUUGAUAUAGACUUACGAAAGUGCUGAGACUGCUUUAGGGACAAGGCUAAAGUAAGUUCUUACAGAUGUCUGCCUUACAGUGCAUAUAAGGAUUGCUUUUAAGCUGGGUUAGCGUAAAUACCAAUACCCUUCUAGGGGCAUCACAGUUUUAAUCUCAACAGUCAUUCCUCAACACUAGGACAAUCUGCAGUGACCAUUGGCCAUUUUGACAACCUUUAAUAUCCUGCUUACACGUCUCGUACAGACUCUAGCUGUAAAAGAGCUAGUCAAAUUCUUACUGUUUACAUGACUAUGGGAAAAGUGUCACCUUUCACUUUGCUGUAUUUGGUCAUCUAGUAGAACUAGUGACUUUUCUCAGUUAAUAUACUGAUGGAAAUUAAUCAGGGAACACUUCGUUUUCAAUACAGCAAAAUGAUAUCCUAUCUUGAGUUGUUCGCAGCCAUGUCUACCAAAUACAUGUUGAAAGAAUGCACACAAACACAUCUCUAGACGUUUGAUUCUGAAUUUAUAUGCGCGCUAUUUCAAAUGUACUGACAGUAAAGCUGACUUCCCCAUAUUUUUCUUUGUUCCCUUAUUUGUUUCCAUCAGUAUAUUACUGGUCGUGUGGAAACUGAUGGACAUUUGUCGUAUGGACAGUUUUUGAUAAGGUUAGACUCUGUGUAUUACAUGUUAAAUAUCUCCACAUGGAUCUGUGUAUUACAUGUUAAAUAUCUCCACAUGGAUCAUCCAGAACUAGGCUAGUACUCUUAUUCAUCAAGUUCCUAUUUGUCCUUAAUGGUCAUUGAGAUGAGCUAUUCAAACACUGUCCUAUGCUGUAAGUAACUGCUAUACAACAUCGGAGAGGUUGAUUCUCACAGUAUACAUAUCAUGUAGGCAUCACGCUGUAGGUUGUUCUGACAGCAUAGUGUUACAAAUCAUACCACGGAUUACGGAAAUGGUACAUCAUUUUGAUUUGUUGAGAAAGCCUUCCUUUUGGUCCAAGUUUUUCCAAGCGUUAUUUUUAGAGUUUUUCUCCUUUUCAUCCUGUUAUUGUAGUUGAUCAAUUGUUACCUCUAGGGAAUGGUUUCAUGGGUGUCAAAACAGCUGUUUUAUGUUCUCUGUUUUGUGUGGUUUUCAAAUACUUUUGUCCUGUUUUGCACUUGAGGGCUGCACACCUAAUAUUGAACUCUUUUCCUUAUUUAAAGGUUUAGUUGUCCAGUUUGUCAUGGAAUGUGUCAGUUUUGUUGGAACGUGUCAUUGAAUUUAAUGGAACAAAUCACCACACUAUGCAACUAAUACGUUCACUGUUCACCCCAAACAAGAGAAGUAGUUCUUUAAAGGAGAUUUUGAGAACAUGUUCAAAACCAUUUGUUUCUGAAGUGAUUGAACAGUUUUUGUAGGAUUAUUGAAGGCACUUCUGUUUAAAUUAAAACAGUCUUAUUCUUUAGGCAGUAGUUUUUCCUGAUGUAGCAAAUUACUAUUUUCAGAAAUAAUCAUUGGUUUUGAGCAUGUUUGAAUAUUUGUAUUUUUCAACUUUCAAUUCUAAUCUUUGUGAAAUACCUGUAAAUUAUCUAGGAUUACAGUUUUAGCUUUACAUUUGGUGGGUAGUAACUAAAAUAUGAAGUUGCUAUUUAUUCUUCAAACUACAUUCUUAUAUGCUGUUUUCAAUUUCAAUCUUGUUAUUAACUUGUUAUCAAACAUUUUUGACAUAUCUCAGAAUGUUCUGUAGUCUAGUUCUUCAUGUGCUUAUUCACCAGCUGAAUGGGUAUAAGAAUAUUAGUGAUAAGUAGUGGUCUGCCUACUAGCAUCUGGUAGAUUAGGUUUACAUUGCAUAUGACCAUACAACUGCCUUGGCAAUUAAGAUUACAAGAUGCUUCUUAAUAUUAUAUGACCUUUUUCACCUGCAUUUAUUUGGAUGUUUUUUACUAGUAUCUCAAAAUAAUAACAUGUUCUUAGUUCUUGGAACUUUUUAAACAUUUGAAAUGUAAUUUUCAUUAUUGAUCAAAUAAAUCAUCAGAUUAAAUUGGAACAAAAAUAAAAUAUUGUCCCACAAGGCUACCAUUUCGCAUAGUAUGAAAUUUGAGUAAGUGUUUUAAAAAGAUGUUAAAAGUUGUUUGAUUUUGUUGUUUUUCUUUGACGAUUUCACAAAUGAAUUGGAUGUGGUCUCAUAUUCAGAAAAUGCUAUUGUACUUAAGAAAAAAACCAAAUGUCUCAACCUCAUUUGUUAACCUGUAGUACUAGCAUAAAAGGGCACCUGCUUAGCUUGUAGGGGUGAGUAGGUUUAUGUUAAAAGUAAUAGCAGAAAUUGAAUAAGUCCACUGUACGUGUUUAGGUUGUGAUGCCAGAUUGUCCACUGCCUUAAUACAUAAUGUGUGAUAGAUAUUUUCAAAGAGGUUUUUCACUGUGGGGCUUAGACUAUACAAAUCCACCGUUCAUGUGUCAAGAUGUUUUCAAUAUGAGGCUAAUGAUAAAUAUGAAUAAUUGGUUGAUCUGUACUUUUUGAAAUAUUGGUGUUAGUUUCCAUGUUUUGUGUUCAGUUAUCGAAAGUGUGCUCCAUGCACGUGUUUGUCAUAGCAAAAAAUGCUUUCUUUAGAUCAAGAUGGACAUUUUUCAACUAGAUGGAAAAAAAGCAAUGCCAACCACAUGUGUAUCAUGGCAGAUCGUUUCUGUUCUGUAAUAUGCUUAGUAUGUGUAGACAGUUGUGUUACGGACAUGGGUUUUAUAGGAUGACCCUACAGCAUGAUAAGCCUAUCCAACAGGGUAACUGAUGCCGAGCCUCAAUGUGAUGCCAUCAGAGACGAGUGGAUGGAUGAGGCGUAUGACAGGGACAUACAAUAAGCUGGAAUGUUUCCUGAUAGAGAAUAUGUAAAAGUUGGAAUGUUUCCUGAUAGAGAAUAUGUAAAAGAUGGAAUGUUUCCUGAUAGAGAAUAUGUAAAAGAUGGAAUGUUUCUGAUAGAGAAUAUGUAAAAGUUGGAAUGUUUAGCUGAAAGGCAUACAAGCUGUGAUCCCCCAAAACCUUGACUGGAUUGUUUCGCUCUAAGUUGACGACUUUCGCCUUUACCCAACAUAGUCAAGGUUAUAUUGGGGCCAUAUAAGUGGAGUUUCUUCACCUAUUACACAUAAGCAUGCAUGUGGGUGUGAUGAUGAUCAGUGAUGUGCUUAUACAGUUAUAGGUGUACAUUCAUCGUCCCAUUGGUACAAUGUCUGAUGGGCAAUUAAGGCAUAACUCACUGUCAGUAGCUUUUUGCAAGAAACUAGAGACAAAGUAAUCCUACAUUCUGAAUGGCUUGAAAUACCUCCUCCCGUAUAGCUGUGAUGAAACACCUUGAAUCUGUGAAAGGUGAAUACCGGUAACUGGAAUAAAGAUCUUAAUGGUAUGAUGUUCAAGAUAUCAUGUGCAAAAAAUGUGUUGUACAUAAUAGAUUUUGUAGGUUGACCACAACAAAUGGCCUGUUAUUCAUGGAGGAAAGCUAUCAGCAGUAACCUUGUAUGUGAUAAAUCACCAUAUUUAUUUUUAAUCAGAACCAGAGUUGUUUACAAAAAUGUUCCAAAGAUAUGGCCAGUUUUUAUCAGGUAAACCACAAGUUAUAAAUUUCGCUGUUUGACCGACACAUCUGUGGGUCUUUGAUGAAAGCAAACAGUUAUUUCAUCUUUUGCACAUAGUAUCUUAAUAUACUUCCGUUUAAAGUCUUUGAGUCUGACAGUAUGCAAGUGUGAUAACCAGAAUUUGUUUAUUUUUCAUCAUGAAUGUCCAACUGUUGUAGUGAUCCCAUGAAAGUUGUCUCUUGUUUCAGUGAUGACUUUAUCAAUGUUACCAUAUUACUGCUGAACAAGGUUUCCCUCUCCAAAGAGGAACGGUGGUAUGUUUAUCAGAAGUUUAACAUAGGUUCAGGAAGGAUGAUCUCCAUGGCUUGACAGUGAUGUGUCUACAUUGUCAUGAACAUAGUCCAUUUUUUUGGCCCCAAACAUUUUGUGUUAAUCCAGGACCAUUGGUGCCUCUUCCUUUUCCAAUUUUGGUUCUUGUAGGCUUUUUACCAUUAUCUUUAUCACAGUAGCAGCGUUUUGCUCCAAGACUGAUCAUGCUCUGAAGGGAGGGAGUUUCCUCUAACGACACUUUACUCCUAAACUGUUCUGUACAUGUGUUCAGACAUAUUGGAACCAAGUCUCUUUGUGCUUUUCAAAAAAUUAUUCUGUACCUCAGUUGUAUCUGUGCUAAAGCACAAUGAAAAUGCAUAAUCAACUUUAACUCAAAAUCAGAAAAGAUGUGCUUUUGUGCUCAAGUCCAUCUCCAAACACAUCGAAUGAGAUUGAAACCCGUACAACGACAUUGUUGUGUUUGAUUAUCUCAUGCCUAAAAAAAGAGAACUUCAUUUGUUUUUUAUGGCCAUUUUGCCAAAUGUUGCCCAAAAUAGUGAAUAUGCAUUUUCAAAGUGUUUCAGUAUAGAUCAGGCAGCUUCGCCAAAAUUAAACCAUAGAAAUGUCUGUAUGCACUCAUAAACCCAAGAGUACAUUCAUGUUGAAGAGAAUAUUCAAAACAUUUAAAUUCCAAAAAUACAUCAUCUGACAAGGAGAAAGGCUCAGGUCGUCUGCAAGAUUUCACUUUCAGUUGGUGUUUAAGCUGAUUUUUGGAAACCAGAUACACAUCUGAGGAUGUACAGCUAUGUUGUUACUUGCACAUCAAAGAUAAAAACAGUUUUCUCUGUUGUUCCAAUAAAGUGUUAGUGUGUCACUCGUGUAAAUAGGCCAAUGAAUACGUAAAGCCAUAUGGUACGGACACCGCUAUUGCCCUUACAACUGUUACUGUCCUGUGGUAUUAAUGGUACUUGUUUGAAACAGAUAAAAAUAAUAAUAAAAAUAUUGACAUAUUGGGUUUAAAUGAGGUCACAAUGUUUCUCAUUUUACUGUCAAUGUGCACAUACGCCAGUUAUAUCUUUAGUUGAUUAUCAUUGUUAAUCGAAUUAACCUGUUUGUUGCAUAAUAUAUAUAAACAAAUAUAUCAAUAUAUACAUACCCUAAUGUUUAGUAGGAAAUUAAUCUGGCUAUAUCAGUGAUAUAAUAUGCCUGUGGAAUACCUACAUGUAUGUCAUGAUCUGCUUACUCUGUUCUCCACUUUCACACUUUCUACUUGUGUAGCACAUGGAGCAUCUUCGUGUGCACAGGUGAAGGUUAAUAUUAGUUUUCUUCCAGUUUGUUUAUAGGCCCUAUGAUCCAAAGUUUCACCAAUUCAGAACAAAUUUCCCCAAAGUCUUUUUUCUCCAAAUAAAGUCUGUUAAGUACCUACAGUCAUGAAAAGGAAUAAUAAUAAAAAGCCAAUGGGGGCAAGGAAGUAAGUCCUUUGGCUUGUUUUCAUAAAAGGCAUUUUUAAUUCAUUUCAUUUGUUCUUUCGAAAAGACAAUUUUUUAAUUUUGAUAUUUUUGCAAAAAUGAAUCUGUAUACCUAAUACUUCACAAGAGAGGCCUUAUGUCCUUGCCAGAACACAUUUUUUGCAGUCUCCAGUGUGGGCAAACAGUAUCAAAUAAUAAGACCAGAAGUUUUUGAAAAUGUGAGGGUGAGGAUGUUACUUCAGGUAUCAAGUUUCAUUCUAGUUUGUUAAAUUGAAAUAUAAUUUUUGUUAUGUUUAUUUGAUGUUUCACAGGAUUUGUUAUUUUGAGAAUGGUAGCUAGUUAUCCGAAGAAAAGCACUCUGUGUACAUAUUCUCCCGCUCUUUCCAUUUCUUCAAACAAGUUGCCUGUAUCUUCUGGUAUGUUAUACAAUGCAUGCUGGGCAGUUUUAGAACCUCACUAUAUUUACACAUCUAGAUAAAUUGCACCAAGUGCCAUGUUUAUAUCUGUAACACCCAGAAAUUAUUAUUAAUCCUAGUUACCUGGAACCAAGCCCAAGGAAUGAAUGUAUGGGUCCUUUACAAUAGUUAUCUUUAGAAAAGGAAUGCUUUGUUCAAGCAUCAGCUUUUGAUACUAUGUUUGCUUGGUGAAAACCUCAGGAUGACAUGCUCUCACUUGAAGCUGGUGUCAGAUGUGUAGAUAUAUAGACGUUUGUAAAACUGUGGUAUAUGAAGACCUACCAUAUUCUGCUGUUGUAGCCUGACACAGACCAUCAUCUCCAGGUUUGUAUGUAAUGAUCACACACUCAGCUCUUUCUAUUUUCAGUAAAAAUAAAUUUUGAUAGAAUUAA